AUGUUUCUGGAGAAGUUGAGUUUGUUUCUAGUGCUCAUGUGCUUUGUUUUGGCGCUGUCACACACCGGACUUACGCAAGAUUUUGAGUAUGAGCUUGACGAUGUGAUUUCCGAAGAUUACACCGACUGGAAUACAACCAUUCGUGAAAUCAUCACCUUAUUCCCCGGGUACAACUGCUCUGAUGACCCCAAAUGGCCGUAUGGAGAAGAACAGAUCUUUACGUGUGACAUUCUUCCUCCGUCAUCGAAAGUUCCAGAUUCAGUGCACAGACUGCGUCCAGGUGACAUCAACGUUAUUGGGGCCAUAGGCGAUUCACUGUCUGCUGCCAGUGGUGGUGGAGCAUGUUCAAUGCCUCAGAUGCUGUAUCAAUACAGGGGGAAAGUAUUCAGUCAUGGUGGGGACGAAACCUACGCAACAGUGCCGACACUUGCCAAUAUAUUACGGAAAUACAACCCCGGACUGAAAGGAUUUGGCAAGGAUACCGGAGGGUGGAUGACUGAAAAUGCAGCCAUGAAUCUCGCUGUACCUGGAGCGGUAUCUCUUGAUAUCCCUUUGCAAGCGGAACGACUUGUAGAAAAGAUGCAAAAUGACGUCACCAUUGACUACGAAAAAGACUGGAAGCUAAUUACCAUAUUCAUAGGCGGGAAUGACCUUUGUGCCGUAUGCCGAAACAAGACGAAGUACUCACCGGAGGCUUACAUCGAUAACAUACGAACAACCAUACAAACUCUACACGAAAAGAUGCCUCGUACCCUUGUCAACGUAGUUGGGAUUCUUGAUCUUCGAGAAAUCAACAAGUUACAGGGAGCACCUUGCAGAGCGGCUCAUUUAUUGUUCUGCGAUUGCGUUGCAAACUAUACAGACGAAGUGUUAAAAACAGAGUGGGAGCCGAUCCUCAUUCAGUAUCAGGACAUGUUGGAAGAGAUGGUAAUGAGUGGCGUCUUUGAUGAUCGAGAUGACUUCACUGUGGUUCAUCAGCCAUUCUUCCACGAGACCAAAAUACCAACAGUCCUGGGUGUUGCUGAUCGUUCGUACAUGGCACCAGACUGCUUUCAUUUCAGCGCUAAGGGUCAUGCUGAGACUGGCAAUGCAUUAUGGAACAACAUGGUACAACCGGUUGGCAGCAAAGAGAGAGCGUGGACUCCCAAUGGACCGUUGACUUGCCCAACACAAGAAUCACCGUACCUGUACACCAACAUCAACAGCCGACAAAAUCCCUCAACAAAACUUCCAAUGACAUCAAAGGUUGUCAUGACGACGGUAAAACCCAGCCCAACGGAUGAUGGUGAUGCAGAGGGUGGCGUGGCAAACCUCAGAGGGUGUCACAUCACUGCUGCUCUGUUCGUUUCUUUGUCUGCCAUUUUAAAUUAUCUUCAAGCGUGA
This is a messenger RNA of Asterias rubens (European starfish), 1383 nucleotides long. RefSeq names its product phospholipase B1, membrane-associated-like. Gene Ontology annotation, cellular component: brush border membrane. Lineage: Eukaryota; Metazoa; Echinodermata; Asteroidea; Forcipulatida; Asteriidae. Gene Ontology annotation, biological process: phospholipid metabolic process. The transcript is spliced from 14 exons. Gene Ontology annotation, molecular function: retinyl-palmitate esterase activity; A2-type glycerophospholipase activity; phosphatidylcholine lysophospholipase A1 activity. The record is from RefSeq and is a predicted model, not a curated record. Bases 1 to 1383 code for a protein of 460 amino acids.